Aethina tumida (small hive beetle) is the source of this 1901-nucleotide messenger RNA. It is a transcript of the gene Dus3, whose product is annotated as tRNA-dihydrouridine(47) synthase [NAD(P)(+)]-like. The transcript is spliced from 5 exons. Gene Ontology annotation, biological process: tRNA processing. The record is from RefSeq and is a predicted model, not a curated record. Gene Ontology annotation, molecular function: tRNA dihydrouridine synthase activity; flavin adenine dinucleotide binding; RNA binding. NCBI's taxonomy places the organism in Eukaryota, Metazoa, Arthropoda, Insecta, Coleoptera, Nitidulidae. Bases 128 to 1897 code for a protein of 589 amino acids.
GUUUGUUAAUAUUUACUCUCGUCCAUUUAAUUCUGAGUAGUUCAAAAGUAUUAUCAAAAGUAGUUCCCCUAUGCUCAUUGACAAACAUCAUAACCCCACUUAACCUAAAAAAUUCACAUUUGUAAACAUGGGAGACGUUGGUGUGUGUAAAAUAAAACCGGAGUUUAUCCUCCCUGACGCAGAAAGACAAAUAAUAUUGGAAUGUGUCUCUGAUAAAGAUAAGAAUAAGUUACAAGUGGAAGAUGCCAAUGGGGAAUCACCAGCAAAGAAACAACGCCUUUCUAAAAGUGAGAAAAAGAAACUUAAGGGUCAAAAUAAGUCCAGGGGUCCUACUUUUGUUAGAAAUAAGGAAAUUGAACUGUGCAAUUCUUUGAUCAAUGCAACCGAUGGUCAGGAACCAAAAUGUGAAAGGAAGAACUGUCAGUUUUUACACAGUGCUGAAGAGUUUCUUAAAAUUAAACCCAAAGAUAUUGGUGAUGUUUGUUACAAUUUUAUUACUUCUGGGAAAUGUACAAGAGGUUUAGCUUGUAGAUUUGGUUCAAGUCACAUUACAGCUGAUGGUAAAAACAUUGUUGAUAAAGACAAAUGGGAAUUAUUUGUUAAAAAUGAACCACACACAGUAAACCAAUUAAAAUAUGAAACUCAGAUAUCACUUAGGAAAAGAACAUAUAACUUUGACUUGUCUGAAUCCAUGAUAAAUUACAAUGAUAGGCUAAGAAAAGAAAAGAGAAUGAUGGAAAAUCCAAAAAAUUUAAAUACAGAUGCAGGAAAAAUUAAAACUAGUGGCCCCAUCACAGAUGAGGACCUGAUCAAAAUUAAAAGCAGGGAAAAAAAGAAAAUAAAUUGGCAGGACAAGCUGGUGCUCAGUCCUUUAACAACAGUUGGAAAUUUACCAUUUAGAAGGAUUUGUAAAGAGUAUGGGGCUGAUGUUACUUGUGGAGAAAUGGCCAUGUGCACCUCUUUAUUGCAAGGAGCUGCACAAGAAUGGGCCCUUGUUAAAAGGCAUCACACUGAAGACAUCUUUGGUGUGCAAUUGUGUGGCAACAACCCCUAUGUUCUAACAAAAUGCUGUGAAAUGUUACAAAAAGAAGCCCAAUUAGACUUCAUUGAUUUGAAUUUGGGCUGCCCCAUAGAAUUAGUCUACAAAAGUGGAGGUGGUUGUGGAUUAGUGCGGCGUCAAAAUAUUCUCGAAUCCUGUGUACGCAGUAUGAGUGAUGUAUUGACCAUUCCUCUAACAGUGAAAAAUCGCACUGGGGUUUACAGCAAUGAGAAUAUAGCUCACCUUCUGGCACCAAAAUAUAGAGAAUGGGGAGCCAGCUUAAUGACCAUCCAUGGUAGAUCGAGGGAACAAAGGUACACUAGAUCAGCUGAUUGGGCUUAUAUAAGACAGGUUGCACAGGCUGCAGCUCCACUGCCUGUUUUAGGUAAUGGGGAUAUACUGAGUUAUGAGGAUUACAAAACAGCUAGGGAAGCUGCACCUGAAAUAGCUGGUGUUAUGAUUGGAAGGGGUGCCUUAAUAAAACCUUGGUUGUUCACAGAGAUUAAAGAACAAAAGUUGUAUGACAUAUCUAGUUCUGAAAGAUUUGAUAUAAUUAAGAAGUAUGUAAACUAUGGUUUGGAGCACUGGGGAUCAGACAAUAAAGGAGUAGAGAACACAAGGAGGUUCUUAUUAGAAUGGUUGUCAUUUUUAUACAGGUACGUUCCAGUUGGCUUGUUGGAAAGGCCUCCACAAAAAGUUAAUGAAAGGCCACCAUAUUAUCGAGGACGGGACGAUUUGGAAACUCUUAUGGCGUCGCCUUCAGCCAGUGAUUGGAUUAAAAUCAGUGAAAUGCUUUUAGGACCAGUUCCAGAGAAUUUCCAGUUUCUUCCAAAACAUAAAGCAAAUUCAUAUAAAUAAAUGU